AUGUCCUCGGCGUUAGCUCCGCGUACGAGCCAACGCACAACCAAGGGUGUGCCACCAUUGAGAUAUGGACACGAGGAGCCCGAACUCGCCGUGGCUGCGGAUAAAAGGAGCUCGGUGUCCGCUGUCCCGUCCAGGGCCAGUAGCGGUUCCCAGCUCAAGGUCGAACUGAAAGCUACAGAGCUGGAAGCGGCGGAGGAGCUCGCCACCAUGGAGUUAGAUGUAAAGAAAAGGGAGAUUGAACUCCGCAAGGACAUUUGGGCCAAAAAGUUGGCGUUAGAGGAAGCAAUAAAAACGGAGCAGCUGUCCCAGAGGAGUUCCCCGAGGCGGCGAGGGCAUGGCUUGACUGCGGAGGCACUUGCCAAGUUUGACGAUGCCUUGCAAAGAUGUGGCAAUACUCGUGUCGUCCCGGCCGCAAAGUGCGUAUCAUUGAGUUGUGUGGACCAGGGUCGCGUUGUCAAGCCAGCAGUGCAAGCUGGUGCCGAAACCCGGGGAUAUGAUAGCCUGACUGAACAUACAGCAGCAGUGGAUGGCGCGCGGAACAUGGACUGGAGAAUGUUAGCCGCAAGGCAGUCAGCUGGCACGUCUGAGGCCUCCGACGAUUCCGCAGUGUCAUUCAGUCAGGCUCAGCAGCCAAGGCCAAUCUGGCACUCAGCUGUGCGGCAUCCAGGAGCUGCAGUGCAGCACACAAUGGCAGUGCAGCACGGAAAGCGAGCCGUGCACCAUCACCACGCUUCAGUGCACCAACCAGUAGCAGCUGCCUCGUACCUAGUGCGGCAGCAGCCAGUGCUCAAUCAGCUACCUGUAACCGUUGCGGGUGCUCUGAGCAUGCCUCAGCCGCAGCCGCCACCACAACAGUCACAACCGCAGCAGACGUACAGACCACAGCCUCGUCGAAUCGUCGAACAUCAGACGCUCCCACCCGACAUGGCCCGCGUGCAGAAAUGGGCAGACGGCAUACCAGACGGUUGGCGCCAGGGCAUCCGCCAGGCACAAAUAAAACCGUUGGAGCUGCCAAAGUUUAAUGGGGAAGAGAGCAGCUACAUGAAGUGGCAGCAGCGUUUUUUGCGUCUGGUGGACGAGGACCCAUAUGUGUCCGACCACUACAAGAUGGCUCGUCUUCGCGAAGCAGUGGCCGGUGGAGCAGCAGAAGAUCUGAUAGCGGACUUGCUGGACGGCGAGGGUGCGUACCAGUCCGCAAUGGCUGAGCUGGAUGCGUGGUAUGGUGGCAGCCAGCGCGAGCUCGAGCGCCAGCAGAAAGAGCUGUAUGCACUGCCACGCAUUCAGCACGACAAAGACACCACCGCUCUGCAGACGCUCGCCAUCAAGCUCCGCAACGUGCUGCUAAACAUGCAGGCAGGCCACAUCAUGCCGGGAAGAGAGAUGUACGUAACGGUAACACAGAAACUGCCCCGCAACCUUCUGCUGCGCUACAUUGAGCGUUAUGACGACGCCACUGGUAACGUGGAUGACCUGUCCAGAUGGCUGCUGGAUAGAGUGCAUCGCAUGCGCCAGGUCGAUGCUCGCAUUGGGGACGUCUUGACGGUCAAAAAGCCGGAGAAAGCGGCUACAGGGCGUACGCAAGGCCACCACACCAUGGCCACCGUUCCAGCAGCUAGCAGCAGAACAACGUCGGCCUCGGCACCAGAGCCACGAACAACGGUGUGCCCGGUGUGCCAGGGGCAUCAUGCCCUUGCUGUAUGUGCUGAGCUGCGCAAGAUGUCGGUGCGCGAGAGGUGGGGAGCGGUCAAGCCCUUGUACAGCGUUUGUACGAAUUGCCUACAGACAGGGCAUCGUUCAAAUGACUGCUCUGCUAAGCCAUGUGAUGCGUGUGGACGAAAACAUAACAGUUUGUUACAUGUUUGGAAAUCGGACAAGCCACACAUUAAUAUCUCUACUACUGACGCCAAGGCCAGACACACAGCGGUCAGCAGUUCGACACAGGCAGCCAGGCAGCACACAGCAUCGCCAACAGCCAGCGUGCCGUCAGCAGGUGCGGCACUGCACAUCCUGCAAGAGCCAGCUGCGACUCUACGCGCGUCCGGUGGAAUGGCGUUCAUGACCGUGUCUGCCACACUAGUCAACAAGGACCGCCAGAUGCAGGUGACCGCCCUGCUCGACUCAGCGUCAUCAACGAGUUACGUCACCGAGUCUGUGGCCCAGGAGCUUGGACUUACGGGUCCUCAAGAGUCAUUGCAGACCACAGUACUCGGAGGGAAGACAGUUAGUGGUACCCGAUCGCACAUCAAUGUCGGUGUCCAGACUCAAGACGGCAGACUGGCCCAGUUUAGUGCGUGGGUGCUGCCAGCUGUAACGCCAAUGAGUACGGUGGACUGGGCCCAGAACAGCGGCACGUGGGCAGGAAACAUCGAAUUCCAGCCGUUGCCGUCUCCCACAGUGGGCAUUCUGAUCGGUCUGAAUGCAGCAGAGCUGCACACGUCACUGGAGGAGCGCAGCGGCCACUCAGAGAGCGGACUGAUUGCCCGGCGCACACCACUCGGUUGGGUGUGUUUCGGCCCCUUGGGGAACAACAGUACUCCACUGCAACAUACCUGCAUCGCCCUGUGCACUGAGGCUGGCGUACAAGAAGAAAGUAAGCUCGAUGAGAUCGUUCACAAGUUCUGGGAGACAGAAAAGGUGGGCACGGAAGCGGCAGCAUCCAAUGUCGAGACGCCAUCGCCAGCUGAUCGCCAGGCCGAGUUACACACCAACGACACUGUGCGGUAUGAAGACGGGCGCUACACGAUGUCCAUUCCAUGGGCGAGCAGCCAGUCACAGCCUCAGCUGACCUCCAACCGCAUCAUGGCCGAGCAGCGGUUGAGGUCCUUGGAGAAAGCACUGGACAAGCGACCAGCAGUGAAGAAGCAGUAUCACGAGGUCAUGAACAGUCAUAUUGAGAAAGGCUACGUCAGCAUGGUACCUACUGAGCAAGCUGACGGAGAGGACCAAUGGUAUCUGCCGCACUUUCCGGUGGUACGCGACGAUAAGAGUACCACGAAAGUCAGAAUUGUCUUUGACGCAGCGGCAGAGUGCAACGGUGUCUCGAUUAACGACGAGAUGUUGACCGGUCCAGCGCUGCAAAACGACGUAUCCUCUGUGCUGCUGCGCUUUUGUAUGGAGCCAGUUGCUCUGGUAGCGGACAUCGCUGAAAUGUUCCCACAAGUCGUUCUCGCAGAAAGUGACAGGAAAUACCAUCGUUUCCUGUGGAGGGUGGAUGGAGAAGUCUGUGUGUUUGAGUGGAACCGGCUAGUGUUCGGCAUAAAGGCAUCCCCCUACCUGGCAGGCAAGGCGGUCAAGAAGACCCUGGAACACGUUGGUGAUGGGUACUCUGCAGCAGCGGUGGAAGCCAUCGACAAGUCCACGUAUGUGGACGACCUGCUGAGCUCGGCUGCAUCCGACGAAGCUGCGUGCAACACCCAGCAGCAAACGCAGUGUCUCCUAGCGCAGGGUGGGUUCCACUUGCGGAAGUGGUUAUCGAACAGUGCAGCCGUCAUGGAGUCCAUCCCAGAGGCCGACCGUGCCAAGGAAGCGGUGUUAAACUUGGGUGAGCGAGAUGCUCACAGCUGCCUACCAACAGUGAAGACACUCGGCGUCAGCUGGCAUUCACAGUCCGACACGUUCACCUUCCGCUACCAGCAGACCAAGCAGAGCCCAACGAAGCGUUCAGUGCUGAGCGGGCUGUCGACUGUGUUCGACCCGAGAGGCCAGAUCGCGCCAUUCACUAUCCGGGCACGCAUCCUUUUCCAGGACUUGUGUCUACUUGGUGUUGGCUGGGAUGAGCGACUCCCUAGCGCAGAGACGAAGAAAUGGCAAGCCUGGUUCGGUGAGCUGCCAGGUCUCUCAGGAGUUCAGGCUCCACGCAGCUUCAAGGCACCAGGUGCACCAGAGAGCCAGCUGUCGGUUCACACCUUUGUUGACGCAUCUGAUCGAGCUAUUGCCGCGUCAGCAUACGUGCGUGCAGUGGACACUACCGGCAACGUCAGAGUAACUCUGGCAAUGGCCAAGGCAAAGCCAGCUCCAAUCCGUCGACAGAGCAUCCCUCAACUUGAGCUACGUGGUGCGGUAGCAGGGAGUGGUGCUUUCUUGCAGGUUUGCCGAGUCGAAGGUUCGAUGGACUUCUCCGGUACAUAG
This is a messenger RNA of Sycon ciliatum, 4128 nucleotides long. RefSeq lists its product as uncharacterized. NCBI's taxonomy places the organism in Eukaryota, Metazoa, Porifera, Calcarea, Leucosolenida, Sycettidae. The coding region runs from base 1 to 4128 and encodes 1375 amino acids. Gene Ontology annotation, molecular function: zinc ion binding; nucleic acid binding. The transcript is spliced from 2 exons. The record is from RefSeq and is a predicted model, not a curated record.